AUCGAAAUAAAUUGUCCAUACAGCAUUGUAGCACGUAGGCUACUUGAUCGUCCAUUGAAAGAUGGCUAGUAGACUUAACUCGAAAUAUUAUCUUGUGUGUGACUUGGAAUCGACUUGCGUCUACCCUCGACAACAAGACUGGGAACCAGAAAUUAUUGAAAUUGGUGCAGUUUUGCUUAAUAAGCAACUCAAACAAAUCAGUGAAUUUCAAGAGUAUGUUUGUCCGAAUGUAAAUAGAAGAUUGACUCGAUAUUGUCUGGAUCUUACAAAAAUAACCCAGAGAGAUGUUGACAGAGCAGAUCCAUUUCCAGACGUGUACGGACGGAUGGUGAAAUGGAUGACAGAAAACGGAUUAAACCUUCAGCCAGGAAGUCAAAACUUUACUUUCAUCACUGACGGUAUCUUUGACUGCAACCAGUACAUACGAAAUCAGUGCAAGCUCUCCAAGAUAGCGUUUCCAGAAUGGGCGAAACAUUAUGGCAACAUAAAAAAACACUUCACCUCCGUUCUACCAUACAUGCGGAGGACUGAUGGGAGGUCGAACAGCAUCACUGACAUGAUGGAAAAGCUAAAGCUUCCAGUAGAAGGUCAGUUGCAUCGAGCAUUGGAUGACGCUCAACAGGUGGUUAAGAUAAUGAAAGGUCUUCGUGACAUUCGGCCUACUUUUGAUUUCACAGCCAACGAAACAAUAAAGCCGUACUGGAGAAUGAAAUUUUUCGACUAACCGUAUAAUAUUAUAUUAGAACUUUCGAUUUGGGCCACGACAUAACUUUAGAUCUAAUUCACUUAACUUAGACCAUCCUACGUUUUCUCAUAACGUCGAUUCGGGCCAAAUUGCGUCCUAGAAUCCACGUGAUAACGUUCUGACAUGCGCAGGCGACUAUUUAGUGACGUCAUUACGUUCUAGGCGCAAGUAAUGGGUAGUUUUUGCCGCAGGACGUUAACCUAAACUUUAACGAAUUACGUCAUUAUUUAUUCAUCUUGCGUUGCGGAGUAUGUUAAAUUGAAGAUUUUACGUGCUCGACGUACCUUAGUUACGGGUUGCGCAUGCACCUAUUAGGUAGUUUUCGCCGCACGACGUUAACCUUAACUUUAACGUCAGUACCCAGCAUGCAGCGCGAUAGUUCCAACCCUUUUGUAAACAAAUCGAAAUACGCCUGCGCAAACCCGUAACUAACGUACGGUCGAGAUUGUUAAAUUCUGAAAUUACCG
Anneissia japonica is the source of this 1212-nucleotide messenger RNA. RefSeq names its product 3'-5' exoribonuclease 1-like. NCBI's taxonomy places the organism in Eukaryota, Metazoa, Echinodermata, Crinoidea, Comatulida, Comatulidae. Gene Ontology annotation, cellular component: cytoplasm; nucleolus. The coding region runs from base 62 to 724 and encodes 220 amino acids. The record is from RefSeq and is a predicted model, not a curated record. Gene Ontology annotation, biological process: exonucleolytic trimming to generate mature 3'-end of 5.8S rRNA from tricistronic rRNA transcript (SSU-rRNA, 5.8S rRNA, LSU-rRNA). The transcript is spliced from 6 exons. Gene Ontology annotation, molecular function: nucleic acid binding; 3'-5'-RNA exonuclease activity.